UGCGCAUUCAUGCAAGACCCUUGACGACAACAGAACAAAAAUAAAACUCUGGUGAGAUCAAACAUCCAGAAGAAUGAAGAUCUUAAAAGUGAUUGUCGUUGUCUUAUUUUAUGCUGCUUUUGCUGAUCGGCCCACCAGGUGGUGUGUCAGCAGCAAUGCCGAAGAGAUGAAAUGCAACCAAUUGAAAGCAGAGCUCCAGAAGGCAGUAGAAGCCAACACAACAUUAGCAACAGUCCUACCAGCAGAUUUCCAGUGCAUUGAUGCAGACGAUGUCUUUUCUUGCAUGGAAUUGAUUGAAUCAGAUCAGGCUGACCUGGUCAACUUGGACUCAGGUCUGGGCUACUUCGCAGGUCGGCAGCACAACAUGAUGCCAAUCAUGGCAGAGAAGUAUGACACAGCUACAACAACCGAGAAACCUUCUUUGUAUUCGGUUGCUGUGAUGGCUGCUGGUACCAAAAUAAAUCUGAACACAUUAACUCAAAAUUCAGUAUGUUUUUCAGGUAUUGGUAUGGCUGCUGGCUGGGUUUACCCGAUUGGAACACUUCUAAAGAACAACUAUAUAGAGAUCACUGAGUGUAAUGCCUUGGUCAAGGCGGUAGCCUCUGCUUUUGGUCACAUGUGUCUACCAGGAUCUUUGACAUCACUCUAUAAUCAGUAUGGAAACAACCCGACAUCAGUUUGUGAGUUGUGUACUGGACAGAAUGAAGAGUUCUGUAGCACCAGUGACACUUUUGCUGGCUAUGAUGGUGCCUUCAGAUGUGUGGCAGAGGGCAAAGGGCAGCUGGCAUACGUCAGACAUGACAUCUUUGACAUCAUGCAGAGCCUGGUUAACAAUUCUGAAACAUCUGGUAUCAGUGUGGAUCCUGCAAGUUAUCAACUUCUGUGUCCAGAUGGUAAAACUGCAGCUGUGACUGAUUACGCAACUUGUAACUGGGGACAGGUGACAUCAAAUGUCAUUUUGACAUCAGCAGUCCGAGAGCCAUACAUUGUCAAAGGUUAUAAAAACUUUCUAUUUGCUGCUCAGCAGCUCUUUGGUAGAGGAGGCAGGUUAAGCAGCUCUUUUCAAAUCUUCAAUUCUGAGAGUUCCUACCCUGUGGAUGUGUUCAAGCGAGUGUUUACUAGGAAGAACUUAAUGUUUUCGGACACAACACAGAGCUUGAUUGAUAUCACUGAAACCGAAACUUAUUAUUCAUGGGUUGGUGAUGAUUUCAAUGACAUGCUGACUGAGAUGAACAACUGCCCUUCUGAUGUCAUCCGUUGGUGUUUGAUCUCCAUGGCCGAGAAGCUGAAGUGUGAGGACAUGAUUAUGGCUUUCAAGGCUAAAGAGCUCCAACCUGAGAUGGACUGUCUGUAUGGAGGGAAUACAACCGCGUGUUUGGAAAUGAUUUGGAGAGGGGAUGCUGACCUAAUAAGUUUGGAUGCUGGAGAUGUGUACAUAGCUGGACGUCGCUAUGGCCUGAUCCCCAUUGCAUCAGAAGAUUAUGGUGAUAUGUCAAUGAAGUUCAAAGCUGUUGCUGCCAUCAAGAAAACAGACCAACAAACAACUUUAUUCAACUUGAAAGCAGGUAGAAGAUCAUGCCAUCCGGGGAUUGGUCGAGGAGAUGGCUGGGUGAUUCCACUCAAUAUCUUCAUUGAAACUAAGCAGUUUUCACCUAAAGAUUGUACUAUUUUUAGAAACAUUGGAGAGCUCUUUUCUCGGAGCUGUAUACCUGGAUCUCUGGACACGGAGUACAAUCCUGGUGGCCGUCCAAUCAACUUGUGUGAAGCGUGUAAAACUAACGGUUAUGGGAAAUGUCAGCGUAACAAUAAUGAAAUGUAUUAUGGGACCAGCGGUGCAUUCAGAUGUUUGGUGCAGAACGGUGGUGACAUUGCCUUUGUUCGCCACUUGACUGUCCGAGACAACACAGAUGGGCGCAAUCAUGCCACAUGGGCUAGGAAUCGGAGGUCUGAUGACUAUGAACUGUUGUGCAAGGAUGGGCGUCGCCUCAAUGUGGACAGAUUUAAUGAAUGUCACUUGGGGGAAGUUCCAGCUGAUGCAAUAGUUACUUCAGCUGCAAAGACCUCAAAGCAGAUAGAUAUCAUCUGGAAUGUUCUAAAUUAUGGACAACAGUAUUUUUCAUCAGACAUUGAUGGAGACUUCCAUAUGUUUGACUCGGGCUUCUGGUACAGUAAUCUCAUUUUUAAUGACGCUGCUGUACGCUUGAUGAAAAUCUCACCCGAUCGUCAAAACUACAAGGACUGGCUGGGCGAGACCUUUCUUGCUCAGGUUGAGAACCUCCACCGCUACACCUGUGUUAAUCCAGACAGUGCAGGAUUUCUUCGGCCAAGUUUUGUAGCUAGUCUGUUAGUAGUUUUGGUCUCCAUGCUUCUCAAACACUUAUAGCUCUACGAGCAUUAGAUUCAUGUCUCUCUUUUUCUGUUUGUUUAUUAAGGGUUAAUACAACAGACAUUUGGUUUAAAACUCUGCAAAAGAAUGACUAAAAAACUAAAUUAUUGAAAAGUAUGUUUUAACCUUUUUAACUUAUCUUGAAAAUAUCAUUGACCUCGACUAUCCUUUUAGGGUCUUUGCAUAUUUUACAAUUUUAUGUACAUUCUAAUGAAUAUUAAUGUAAUUAUUAAAUAUUUUUUUUACAAAGCUUGUAUUAACUCACUCUGUAUGUCUAGUAAAAGUUUUACAAGUUUUUUCUCCUACAUCCAAUCUCUGAUCACAUUGAAAUUUCGCACAAUUAUUUCUUGUUAUCUGACAAAGUAUGAAUCAAUAAAAAAAAAAUUAACUUCUUAUUUAAUUAACUCUUGUUAAUUGUUAACCAAUUAUUUUAUUGAAUUAGUCCCCUUGAGGAGGCUUGACCCGCCCCCCCCCCCUUUUCAAAUUCAAGUUAUAUUUUUUUUUAAAGCAAUCAAGAUACCCCCCUUCUUUACCCCUGCCAACUUUCCCAACUGUUCCAGACUAGUGAUGAUAGUGAUCAGAUCAUAGCACAUUGAGAAAGCUAAAAGCAUGAAAUUGCGCUAAACUAAUACAAUGGGUAAAAAUAUUUCCAAGCGCACAGAAUUAUUGUUGUUAGUCUAGAUCUAUUACAAAUUUAAUUCAUAACUGAUCCAAACUAAUUGAUACAAUUACAUUAAUUGAAGCUUUUUUAAAGUAUUUAAAAUGUUUUUCUUGUUACAAAUAUUUCCUUAUGUUUGGGGGUUUCUAUUAUAUAUUAUUAAGGCCAUGUUGUAAUAUUUGUUUUCUGUGAAAAAAAGUUCCAGGAUUUUUUUAGCAAGCCACUAGACUUCACAUUUCUAAUGGAUAAAUUAUUUGAAAGUUUAAGUUGCAUUUAAAAACAAAUCCCUAUUGACAAUCACUGACCUAAACAAUUUCUGCUUUGGUUAGAUAUCAACUUUCAUUGUAAUUACUGCAUCUGUGAGCAUACAUGUACAUAGUUUUUCGGAUGCAAUUUUUAUUGUUAUUAUUAUAAAUUUGAAUAAUAAUGUCUUAAUGUGAA
Molecule: messenger RNA, 3485 nt
Organism: Biomphalaria glabrata
Lineage: Eukaryota; Metazoa; Mollusca; Gastropoda; Planorbidae
Product: melanotransferrin-like
Exons: 14
Coding region: 74-2383 (769 amino acids)
Biological process (GO): iron ion transport
Cellular component (GO): early endosome; plasma membrane; recycling endosome
Source: RefSeq, a predicted model, not a curated record